AUGAAGUUUUCUCAUUCUUUAAAGUUUAAUGCUGUUCCUGAAUGGAGAGAUGAUUAUUUGAACUAUCCAACAUUAAAAAAGAUAAUUUAUAAAUUACAACAAGAACAAAUUGAACAUAACGGAGAUCAAACGCAAGGUUUCAUAGUAGGCACGAAUACAACUACAAUUAGUGAAUUGGUGGAACAUUUUAAAGAUUCAAAUUAUAGUAAAAAUAGUGUUGUCAUUGGCUCAUCUUCAUCUAAAACUAACUUGAAAAAGAGAAUAACAAAGAAUUUAUUUAAUAAAUUUAAGCGUCAAAAUAAAUCUAGUGAUUCAGAUUUAGAAUUGCUUGAAAUACACACAGUUCAUGAAGAUAGUGAUUCAAAUGAUAAGAAAACAAAAUCUCUGAAUGAAAUUGAAUCAUUUGAUAUUGAAAACUCUUCAAUUGAAGCAUCCACGUCAAAUUUAAUCCAAGAUAUUAUAGACAAAGAUGAUGAAUCAUAUUCAAAUUCAAAAUCUAUGACAUUUGAUCCAUUAAAAGCAUUUACUAAAUAUUUAUUAAUUGAAUUGAAUAAAAUCAAUAAAUUUUACCAAGCUAAAGAAAAAGAAGUUUCUAAAAAUUAUGAACAUUUAAUCACUGAUUUAAAGAAGAAUAAUGUUGAUAUCGAUGAAGUUUUCAAAUCUACAAAUGCUUAUGAAUUUGCUCAUCAUAGAAAAUUUUCUGACACUGUUUUUGAAGAUCACGUAGGCACUAGUGCUUCAACUGACUUGGAAAAGCAAGGAGACUAUCAUUAUCAAGUACAAGAAGAUGAUUCAGAAGAUGAUGAAGAUUAUCAUUCACAAGAUUCUGUAUUAUUAAAUCAUACUGAUUUUAAUGUCAAAACUCAAUUAAAAGUUGCAUUGAAAAGAAAAGCAGUUUCAUUAUUUAUUAACUUAUCUGAAUUGAAAUCAUUUAUCGAAUUGAAUAGAAUUGGAUUUACUAAAAUAUGUAAGAAGUUCGACAAGAUCUGUAAUUAUUCAGUUAAACAAGAUUUUAUUGAUAACUUUCUCCCAAAUAAUUCAAAAGUAUUUGAACAUGCUACAAUUCAAAGUUUGGAACAAAAAUUAGAUACUAUUGUCAAAAUCUAUGCAUUUUUAAUAGGAAGUGUUACUAUUAAAACUACAAAAGAAGAUUUAGAAAGUGUUAAAAAUGAAUUAAAAUCAAAUUUAAGAGAUCAUAUUGUUUUUGAAAGAAACACGGUAUGGAAAGAUUUAUUAUCAAUUGAAAAGAAAUCAUACAAUUUAGAUUUGGAUAAUGCAGCUACUCAAAAUAACAAAAUGGGUGAUGAAGCAAAUGCUACAAGUUCGAUGUUGUAUAUGCAAAUGAAAGAAAUCAAAAUUUGGAAAACUAAUAAAGUUAUAAGUUUACCAGCAUUUUUAUUCACUAUACAAAUGGUUAAAAUUUUAAUCACUGUUAUUGCAUUUGUUAUAUUAAUCUCAAUUAAAACUUUAAAUGAUCCAGUUGAAGGUAGAGCAUUAGCUGUUUUAGUCGCUUGUAUUAUUCUAUUUGCAACUGAAGCCAUUCCAUUAUAUGCAACAGGUAUUUUCAUUCCAUUAUUAUGUGUUACAUGUCGUAUUGUUAAAGAUAAUGAUACAGGCAAAGUCAUGGAUGCAACAUCAGCUUCAAAGUAUAUUUUAGGAACUAUGUGGAAUUCAACAAUUAUGAUAUUAAUAGGUGGGUUCACAUUAGCUGCUGCAUUAUCAAAAUAUAAUAUUGCCAAAAUUGCAGCUUCUUGGAUUUUAGCAUUUGCAGGUACUAAACCAAGAAAUGUCAUAUUAGCAAUGAUGUCAUUAUCAUUAUUUUUAUCAAUGUGGAUUUCAAAUGUUGCAACUCCAGUAUUAUGUUAUUCCUUGUUACAACCAUUAUUAAGAACAUUACCUACUGAUUCAGAUACUGCAAAAGCUUUAGUGCUUUGUAUUGCAUUUUCAAGUGGUUUGGCAGGUAUGUCAUCACCAAUUGCUUCGCCACAAAAUGUUAUUGGUAUUACAUAUAUGAGUCCAAAUCCAGGUUGGGGUAAUUGGUUUGCUGUUGCAUUACCAGUUUCAAUAAUAGCCAUGAUAAUAAUUUGGUUGGAAUUGAUUUUUACGUUUAAGGUUAAUAAAGUUAAAUUACAAAAAUUCAAACCUAUUAAAGAUAGAUGGACUGUUAAACAAAUAUUUGUAUUGUUAGUUACUAUAGUUACAAUUAUAUUAUGGUGUGUUGAAUCAAAAAUUGAAGGUACUUUUGGAGAAUCGGGUAUUAUUUCAGUUAUUCCAUUUGUUUUAUUCUUUGGUAGUGGUUUAUUAAAAGUUGAUGAUUUAAAUAUGUAUCCAUGGAAUAUUGUUUUAUUAGCUAGUGGUGGUAUCGCAUUAGGUAAAGCAUUAACAGCAAGUGAAUUAUUGAAAACAGUUGCCGAAUCAUUAGAAAAAAAAAUUAUGGAUUAUGGAGCUUUUUUGAUCAUGUUUAUUUUUGGUGCUUUAGUUUUGGUAAUAUCUACUUUUAUUAGUCAUACAGUUGCUGCAUUGAUUAUUGUUCCUUUAAUUUUAGAAGUUGGUCAAUCUUUAGGUGCACAUACGAAUUUAUUAAUUAUGGGUGUUGCAUUAGGUUGUUCAUCAGGUAUGGGAUUACCUUCAAGUGGUUUCCCAAAUAUGACAGCUGUUGGAUUAAGAGAUCCAGUUGGAAAACCAUAUAUUACUGUGAAUACUUUGAUGACUCGUGGCAUUCCAGCGUCGAUUAUUACAUUUUUAGUUAUUGUAACUGUUGGUUAUGGUAUUAUGAGUAGUUUAGGUCUUUAG
Insectozyma verbasci is the source of this 2793-nucleotide messenger RNA. The record is from the annotation of a GenBank genome assembly. NCBI's taxonomy places the organism in Eukaryota, Fungi, Ascomycota, Pichiomycetes, Serinales, Debaryomycetaceae.